Angiostrongylus costaricensis is the source of this 474-nucleotide messenger RNA. The record is from the annotation of a GenBank genome assembly. Lineage: Eukaryota; Metazoa; Nematoda; Chromadorea; Rhabditida; Metastrongylidae.
UCCAGAAUGUCGCUGGUUCCAUCUGCAGUGCGAAUCGCGACGAAAGCGCGGGCAACAGUUCUUGUCCGUAGUGCUAACUAUCACGAAAAAGUGAUUGACCACUAUGAAAAUCCACGUAACGUUGGGUCUUUGGACAAAAAUGACCCGUCCGUUGGUACAGGAAUUGUGGGUGCACCGGCAUGUGGUGAUGUUAUGAAGUUACAAAUAAAGGUUGACCAAAAUGGGAAAAUCGUUGAUGCCAAGUUCAAGACAUUUGGGUGUGGCUCGGCAAUUGCUUCGAGCAGUUUGGCAACAGAAUGGAUUCAUGGUAAAACGGUGGAGGACGCUGCGAAUAUUAAGAACGAUCAAAUCGCCAAGGAGCUCUGUCUUCCACCAGUUAAACUUCAUUGUUCGAUGCUGGCCCAGGACGCCAUUCAAGCAGCGCUUAAGGACUAUAAGAAGAAACAAAUGAAAGGGCCAAAAUCCACAGAGUAG